AUGGGCAAGAGUGAGACAGAGCAGAGAGAUAGUGUCUUCAAUCCAAUGUUGAAGCUGGCCAAGCUUCUGCAUUCCAGAGGCUUCCACAUCACCUUCGUCAACACCCAGUUCAACCAUCGCCGCCUCCUCCGCUCCCGCGGCCCCCGCACCCUCGACGGCCUGCCGGACUUCCGCUUCGCAGCCAUCCCCGACGGCCUGCCCCUCUCCGACACCGACGCCACCCAGGACAUCCCCUCCCUCUGCGCCUCCAUUCCCGUCCACAGCCUCCACCCUUUCCGCUGCUUGCUCUCCGACCUGGCCGCCUUUUCCGACGUCCCCCCCGUCUCCUGCAUCGUCUCCGACGGCGGCAUGAGCUUCACUCUCGAUGCCGCCAGAGAAUUCGGCAUCCCUGAAGUGCUCUUCUGGACCCCCAGCGCCUGCGGCUUCCUCGGCUUUACCCAGUACAAAGCCCUCCACCAGAGAGCCCUCGUUCCUCUCAAAGAUUGGAGUUGCCUCACAAACGGGUAUUUAGAGACCAAAAUCGACUGGAUGCCAGGGAUGAUGAAGAACGCCAGAUUGAAGGACAUUCCGAGCUUCAUCAGAACCACAGAUCCAGACGACGUCAUGAUCAAAUUCCUCGUCACUGAAACGGAGCGAUCCUCCAAAGCCUCUGCCAUCAUCAUCAACACGUUCGAUUCUCUUGAAAGAGACGCCAUUGACGCUCUCUCCGCCAUGUUUCCGGCCCCUGUUUUCACCAUUGGCCCUCUCCACUUCAUGCUCAAUACCCACAUAAAAGACGACCACCAACUCAAAUCCAUCGGAUUAAAUCUAUGGAAAGAAGACAGGGGGUGCAUGGAGUGGCUGGAUUCGAAGGAGCCCAACUCUGUUGUGUACGUGAACUUCGGAAGCAUCGCCGUGAUGACGAGCCAACAACUCGUUGAGAUGGCGUGGGGGCUGGCCAACAGCAAAAAUGACUUCCUUUGGAUCAUACGGCCGGAUCUCGUCACAAGAAACUCGGCCGUCCUGCCGCCGGAGUUCUUGGAGGAGACGAGAGGGAAGGGGAAGCUGGCAAGCUGGUGCCCGCAGGAGGAGGUGUUGAGCCACCGGGCCGUGGCCGGGUUCCUGACCCACAGCGGCUGGAACUCGACGCUGGAGAGCCUGGGCGCCGGCGUGCCGAUGAUCUGCUGGCCAUUCUUUGCCGAGCAGCCGACCAAUUGCCGGUACAGCUGCGAGGAAUGGGGGGUGGGGAUGGAGAUAGCGAGCGACGUGAGGAGAGAGGAGGUGGAGAGGGUGGUGAGGGAGUUGAUGGACGGGGAGAAGGGAAAGGAGAUGAAGGGGAAGACCGCGGAGUGGAAGAAGAAGGCGGAGGCCGCCGUCGCGCCCGGCGGCUCGUCGGAUGUAACUUGGAGACGCUUUUUAGUAGAAUGCAAGAUCUCUCCUUUCAUCCCUAAACAAAUUACGUUAUUAAGAAGAUGUGCAUUUGGGGGUUGCAAAUCAGAUGUACAAGCUCUGAAGCACUGCAAUGAUGUUUAUGAGAGCAACCCAUUGCGAACUGAUAGUCUUCUUCUUCUGAGUGCAAUAUAUUGUCAAGUCUCUUAA
Diospyros lotus (date-plum) is the source of this 1578-nucleotide messenger RNA. RefSeq names its product 7-deoxyloganetin glucosyltransferase-like. Lineage: Eukaryota; Viridiplantae; Streptophyta; Magnoliopsida; Ericales; Ebenaceae. The record is from RefSeq and is a predicted model, not a curated record. The transcript has 5 exons. Bases 1 to 1578 code for a protein of 525 amino acids. Gene Ontology annotation, molecular function: UDP-glycosyltransferase activity.